Messenger RNA from Fonsecaea nubica, 1059 nucleotides. RefSeq lists its product as hypothetical. Gene Ontology annotation, molecular function: fructose 1,6-bisphosphate 1-phosphatase activity. NCBI's taxonomy places the organism in Eukaryota, Fungi, Ascomycota, Eurotiomycetes, Chaetothyriales, Herpotrichiellaceae. Gene Ontology annotation, biological process: fructose metabolic process; gluconeogenesis; fructose 1,6-bisphosphate metabolic process. Gene Ontology annotation, cellular component: cytosol; cytoplasm. The record is from RefSeq and is a predicted model, not a curated record. The transcript has 4 exons. The coding region runs from base 1 to 1059 and encodes 352 amino acids.
AUGGCUACCAACGGAGAUAGCAAUGGCCAGUCGACCGGUACUGGCGAGGAGAAAAUCAACACAGACAUCAUCACUCUCACCAGAUUCCUGACAGAAGAACAGACAAAACACAAGGAGGCCACCGGCGACUUUACAUUGCUUUGCCAUGCCCUUCAAUUCUCGUUCAAGUCAAUUGCCUAUUAUAUCCGACGUGCCACGUUGAUCAAUCUCACCGGCCUUGCUGGUUCUUCCAAUACGACAGGCGAUGAUCAGAAAAAGCUCGACGUGAUUGGCAAUGACCUCUUUGUGGCUGCCAUGCGAGGUUCCGGAAAGGUCAGGGCGCUGGUCUCGGAAGAGGAGGAGGAUGUGAUAUACUUUGAUGACAGCAAGGAUGCCAGAUAUGUUGUGGCCUGUGACCCCAUUGACGGGUCGAGCAAUUUGGAUGCAGGUGUCAGUGUAGGGACCAUUUUUGGGAUUAUGAAGCUGCCAGACAGUGUUGUUGGCAAAAAACCGUCCCCAGAGGAUCUCCUCAUGCCGGGUACUGAAUUGCUUGCUGCUGGGUUCACCAUGUACGGCGCCUCUGCGCAACUUGUCAUCACUAUGAAAGGCGGCUCGGUCAACGGAUUCACCCUGGACAACGCCCUGGGAGAAUUCAUCCUCACACACCCCAACAUGCGCAUUCCCAAGAAGCGAGCCAUCUACUCUGUGAACGAAGGCAACUCCCUUUACUGGGGCGACAAAACCAAGGCGUACUUCGAAUCGCUCAAAUACCCCACCGAAAAGGGCGGCAAACCCUACAGCUCUCGUUACAUUGGAUCCAUGGUCGCCGAUGCAUAUCGCACUUUGCUGUAUGGAGGUAUCUUCGCAUAUCCAGCAGAUAAGAAGUCCCCGAAGGGCAAGCUAAGGAUUCUAUACGAGUGUGCUCCUAUGGCACUAGUCAUGGAGAAUGCAGGUGGCAUGGCAGUAAACAGCAACAUGGACAGGAUGCUGGAAGUGAAACCCGAAGGUAUCCACGAUCGAAGUGGGAUUUUCAUGGGCAGCAAAGAAGAGAUGGAGAAGGUUAUUGCAGCGCACAAGUAG